AUGGCGGGUACGACAAAGCGUGAGCAGAAAGCGGCCAAGUUUCGUGCAAAGAAGCAUGCCGAUGUGAAGGAGGACAAGAGCGAGGAUACGAACGAGUCUACCGGGACAGUUCCUACGCCUGCGGCCGAGGCGGCAGCCGAGCCUGCUGCGGAGCCUGCUGCAGAGCCGGCUACAGAGCCUACGCAGUCUACCGAGCCUGCGGCGCAUGCCGACGAAGCCGCUGCCUCGACCGACGCGCCAAAGCCCAAAAAGAGCAAGAAGCGCAAGACUCCCCCCUCGAGCGAGGGUGCGACGCGCACCGUCUUUGACGAUGACGGCGUCGCGAAAGAAGUUGCUGCCCCUGCUCCUGCCCCUGCCGAGACAAAGCCCGGCCAGAAAUAUAUCGUGUUUGUUGGCAACAUGUCCUUUGACGUGACGGCCGAAAUGCUUGCGAAGCACUUUGCCGAGACGUGUGGCGAGACACCCCAAGUGCGUCUGCUCACGAAGCGUGCGGACCCCAAAGCGCUCGAAGGUCUCUCGAACUCGAAGCGCAAGUCGAUUGCCAAAGGCAAAGCACGGGACCCCUCUGCCCCCGUCUCGAGAGGCUGUGCGUUUGCCGAGUUCAGCUCGCCGACUGCGUUGCAAAAAGCACUGCGUUUUCACCAUUCGCAGUUCCAUAACCGCCAGAUUAAUGUCGAGCUCACCGCGGGCGGUGGCGGCAAGAGCGAGCAACGCCAGGAGAAGAUCAAGGCGAAGAAUGCCGAGCUCGAGAAAGAACGCCGCAAACAUUUCGAAAAGCACGUCAAGCCGCAGGCCGAGGCGCAGAAGCAGAAGCAGGCCGAGGCUGCGCCUGUGUCUGCCCCCCCCUCGGUGCCUGCCGCGCGCGACGCGCCGCCGGCGAAGCGCCCCAAAUUUGCGAGUGGCGCCAAUGCUGUGCGUCUUGGGUAA
Messenger RNA from Malassezia japonica, 927 nucleotides. RefSeq lists its product as uncharacterized. The coding region runs from base 1 to 927 and encodes 308 amino acids. The transcript has 3 exons. Gene Ontology annotation, cellular component: nucleolus. Gene Ontology annotation, molecular function: RNA binding. The record is from RefSeq and is a predicted model, not a curated record. Lineage: Eukaryota; Fungi; Basidiomycota; Malasseziomycetes; Malasseziales; Malasseziaceae.